AAGAAAAGACACUUUUCACCGUCUACAGUUGAUUACAUUUUGAAAUGUCUAACACAUUUAGGGAAAAUCUUAUGCAAAGGCAAAGAGUGAAGUCAUAAAGGUGCUGACAUUUUCAUAUUCAGUCAUGAAUAAAUAAAACGGAAUUAUUCUAGUAGCUAAAUGUCAAAGUAGUCUCAUUAGGCUCAGUUUAAUAUAAAGAAAGAUUUUGUUAAAUAUACAGUAUGUGAUGGGGGUCUGUGUACUCUGUCUCCAUCUGAACUUUGGCCUAAAUAUGACCCCUGGUGGUGCUGAGAACAAAGGAGCGUAAGCUUAGCACUGAUUAAACAGAUUGUUUCAAUACUAAACUAUAAGGGUGCAGCCAUAUGCAGGCUUCAUGCAGAAGUACUGUUCACCUAUCAGAGCCAAGCUCAUGAAGUAGAUGAAAAAACAUGUUUUAUGGUCAAAUAUAUUCAUUAAUUCAAAUAUACUUCAUCUUAUUAUGGUAGAAAGAAAAAAUGACAGAUUUUACAUGAAAAUGAUGAAACAUGUUAUCAACAUGAGGUGCAACAAGUGGUAGUGUCACAGUCAAUGGUAGUCCUGGCCCUGGUAUCUGCCCAUACAUGUUGACAUCAUUAAUGUAGCCAUUUUUCACAUGUGUUUUCCAUGUAACUUUAUGUCAUCUCUCAUCUACAGACAUUUAAGAAAUUGUGUGUUGGAACCUCACUGGUCUGCACACAGUCCAGAUGUAUCUCCUAUACAAAGUUGUUGGCACCAUAUAAGCUGUGACCACAUGUAACGUUACAUUCAAGUUGUUCAUGUACAUUUUCAAAAUUCAGAUUUUGUGUCCUCAAUAUAUAUUUAUUUCCACUUUUUUCCUUGAAGUAGAAUUGAAAACUACUACAGUAUAUUUUAAACCACACAUCAACAUGUCAAUCUACAUACAUGCAGUGUGCAACGUCACAAACUGGGAAAUCCCAUUAUGGAGGGGGUUGUGGUCAUAUGUUUUACUUCUAUUUUUAGACUGAGAGAAAGAGAGAGUAAAUGAUGAGCAGCUUUAUCAUCAGAGCAUCAUCUUUACUGGGUCUGUGCCCAAGUGACAGAGUCAGUUCAGGAAAUGUAGAGUCGACUCUUUAUAUAAAAUGGACAUUUAACAGAACUGAGUGAAGAACUGAGUGAGAUUUACAGAUUUAAUAAUUACCGAUGGUUACAAAUAUCAGACAAUGACCCUGUUCAUUUGAACGACGUCCACGGUUCGGGUUCUCAGUAGCUGUAAUGCAAACGGGUUCAAAUGACUUAUUCUGAACUAUAGGAGCCGCAGGUCAGGACGAAUGAACUGGACCCAGUGUCCACGGCAGUGUCCGCUUAUGCGCCAAAUUGAGACAGUGAAAUCAGAAGCCCUGGCUUCCUCCUGGCUUCGCUCCACCGACCUGUCUGCACGUCUGUGACGCACGGGGGAGGGGGGGAGACUACUUAAAGGCGGAUUAAUGCUGGAAAGACAUUAAGUUCAACCUGCCUCCACCCCGAAACAACCAUCAACCUGAUCUGGAGAUCGAAAAUAGGAGGGCUUACACUAAUCAGACUCCUUCAGACUCCCCCAUGACGAGGAAAGGUGUAGCAACGCGGCGGAGGCGCUCGGCGCACACACAGCAGGACGCUCAGCGGCGCUGCGCGCUCUGCGCAUAACCAAGCAGAGAGCGCGCAGUGAGGCGGAGAAAAGCGGGGACGGAGACAGCAGCGGCAGAAGCAGAAACGGCAGCAUCAAGUGACAUGCAUUUUUCAAACUAAAACCCGGACCCUUCUGAAGCUGACAGUGAGAAGAAGAGAAGGAGAGAGAAGCGGAACGGGAAAUAAAGCUCUCUUUUUUUUGGAAAGGAAUUGGACAGAGUGCCGUUGUGCCCUCGUCUUCUCCGGAUGAUCAGAAAUGGGGGAAUGGACUAUACUAGAGAGGCUCCUGGAGGCUGCUGUCCAGCAGCACUCUACUAUGAUAGGAAGGAUCCUACUAACAGUGGUGGUCAUCUUCCGGAUUCUAAUCGUAGCCAUAGUUGGAGAGACUGUCUAUGACGACGAGCAAACCAUGUUCGUGUGUAACACAUUGCAACCGGGCUGUAACCAGGCGUGCUACGACAAGGCGUUCCCCAUCUCACACAUCAGAUAUUGGGUUUUUCAGAUCAUCAUGGUGUGCACGCCGAGCCUCUGCUUCAUCACCUACUCGGUGCAUCAGUCCGCCAAGCAGAAGGAGCGCCGCUACUCCACCGUGUAUCUGACCCUGGAUAAGGACCAAGACUCCCUGAAGCGAGACGAGAGCAAAAAGAUGAAGAACACCAUCGUGAAUGGAGUACUUCAGAACACGGAGAACACCAAAGACCCCGAGCCGGACUGUUUAGAAGUGAAGGAGAUCCCUAGCUCGGCCAUGAGAACUUCAAAGUCCAAAAUGAGGCGGCAGGAGGGCAUCUCCAGAUUUUACAUCAUCCAGGUGGUGUUCAGGAACGCGCUGGAGAUUGGCUUUUUGGUGGGCCAGUAUUUCCUGUACGGGUUCAACGUCCCGUCCGUGUACGAGUGCGACCGCUACCCGUGCAUCAAAGACGUCGAGUGCUACGUGUCCAGACCCACGGAGAAGACCGUGUUCCUGGUCUUCAUGUUCGCCGUGAGCGGCUUUUGCGUGGUGCUGAACCUGGCCGAACUCAAUCACUUGGGCUGGAGGAAAAUCAAAACGGCCGUGAGGGGCGUGCAGGCUCGGAGGAAGUCCAUUUACGAGAUCCGAAACAAGGACCUGCCCAGGAUGAGUGUGCCCAAUUUCGGACGCACUCAGUCCAGUGACUCUGCCUAUGUCUAACACUAACACUGUGGAGGAAGCUGUGAAAACACAUAAAGUAAAGAAACAUAUAUGAUGAUAAUGAUGAUGAUGAUAAUGGACAUGAUGGACAGAACCGCACGCCUAAUUAAUGUCAUGACUUUAAAAGUGGGCAGAUUUUCAUUUCUUGUUGGUUUAUCUUUAUUUUGACGGACUUUAAGGAGAGCGUGGCUGACGCACGUUUGUUUCUCUCUGUAUUUAUUAUUGCACUGAUGCAACUUUUUUUGGUAACGUUUGUACUCUGUAAGAUGCAAAAUGAUCUUCACACAUUUUACUCUCUGUGGGCUGUUCUGCUGAAAGGAGUAAGAAAAAAAAGGAGAAUUGCACUACGGGGUGAACACUGGAGAGCCUGUCCUUACUCCACAAUCUGCGUCUGACCUGAUGGUGUUUCAAUCUCCACCUCUUUCUGGCACCGACCCAGUGAAAUGGCACCAACCAAACACAGUGGUCAGAGGAGGCAUCUCACCACCCGAGGUUUAACACGGUUCGACCAGCGUCGUUUAUGUGGUUAUUUGUUGCCUGUUGUUUUGUUGCACCACUGACCUUAAGUAUGUAACCAUUCCAUUGCUUCAUUGCUGACCUACAAACAGUAUCUGGUGAAGUCUGCUGCAAAUGCAACGCUACAAUGUCUGUGGAUUUCCUUAAUUUCUAAACACACCAAAGCGCCCACUGCUUUAAUUUGUCAAGCGUUUUUCUUGCUUUCUUUUGUGUAUUCAAGUGCCAUACUUGUAUAUAAACAUAAUAUAUGUAUACAUAUAAAUAUACAGAUAUAAAUAUAUAUAGUAUUCAUCAUCAUGGAAGCCGACUCCCUGCUUGGAUUUAUGCUAAAUGCCGCCCAUCUUUUUCUAUUACAUUUGCUUUAAAAUGUAUUUGUUGUGAUUUAAAGAAAAAUAAUGUUUUUUUGUUCUAAUUCAUUUUGCAAAUGACUGAAAAAAAAGAUAUGAAGUGCUAGUCUUUUUUUAUUAAUAUAAAUAUAUAUAAAUAUAUCUAUAAAAGAAGGAAAAUGACUCCACCCCCCACGGACACAGCUGGAAGAAACCAAUAGCACAAAUUUGACAUUUUUAUCAAAGACUGGGCAAUAAAAAUGAAAUCUGCUCUGGUGCUACAGUUUUUUCAUAGAAUGGUUUUAAAUGUAACCGAAAAACAGAAAAAAUGGAAAACAGACAUCGAUGACUUUUGUUUGUUCCUUUUCUGUGGAAAAUAAAAGUGGGAUUCAUGUACACCACCACCGUGUGAGGUGCAGUCCUUGUGCUGUGUCUGCUCUGCUCUGACCGAGUGUAUAUGCAUAUGUGGAAGUUUUGUCUUGGUGCAGUGGAGAGGUUAGCUCCGCCCACUCUGUAGGAGGGGGAAGAAAAAAAAAGCUACUGCAGGACACACCUUGAACAGGAGCUCAUCACUCUCUCUGCAAUGUGUUGCAACACAGAUACCGGCUCCAUGAGACACAUCAAUACUUAUGCACCAUCACAGCCGUGGCCUGAGGGAACAUUUAGUCUAUAUGGCACACAUGGAAUCUGCUCCUGUUGUGGGUCUCACACUUUCAGGGCCUUAGUAUGGGUGAGGUUGUGCACUUUUGAAGGUAAGAAGAAAAUUUGAAGAAAAAGAGGAGCAGAUGACAAUGAACGAUAGAAAUGAGGUCUUUGUAGU
This is a messenger RNA of Cynoglossus semilaevis (tongue sole), 4474 nucleotides long. RefSeq names its product gap junction protein delta 2b (gene gjd2b). The coding region runs from base 1901 to 2812 and encodes 303 amino acids. The transcript has 2 exons. Gene Ontology annotation, cellular component: connexin complex. Gene Ontology annotation, biological process: cell-cell signaling. NCBI's taxonomy places the organism in Eukaryota, Metazoa, Chordata, Actinopteri, Pleuronectiformes, Cynoglossidae. Gene Ontology annotation, molecular function: gap junction channel activity. The record is from RefSeq and is a predicted model, not a curated record.